Molecule: messenger RNA, 4308 nt
Organism: Coffea arabica (coffee)
Lineage: Eukaryota; Viridiplantae; Streptophyta; Magnoliopsida; Gentianales; Rubiaceae
Product: putative late blight resistance protein homolog R1A-3
Biological process (GO): defense response to other organism
Molecular function (GO): ADP binding
Source: RefSeq, a predicted model, not a curated record
AUUGCCAAUUGCAGAAUACUCCGGCAUUGUCUAUACUGUCAUGUCUUUCUUUUAUUUCCCCUUCUGUUUUGUUUGAUAAAUAUCUCUCUCUGCUUUACAUUUUUCCAAAACAAUACAAAUUAAGAAAAAAAAAUUUAGAAUCAGCCCUUCUGCUUAUUACACAAAAUAGUAUCUGCAGCAGCACUGGUGUUCUGAGAGUGAUGGAGUUGGCCACUGCUUGUAUAGAAUCCGUCGUCCAUGAGCUUCAGUUGCUGGAGAAAAACCUCAGAUACGAUUUGGCUUAUAUACUCGGUGAAAACAAGCUCUCAGCUUUUACGACCCUCAAACUGAACUUAGCAUGUCUCAGAACAUUUCUUUGGGGUGCAAGAAAGUGGAGCAUCAACAUUGUGGACCUGGAUCUGGAACUUAAUGGGGAGAGUCUUCAAUCUUUCUUGUCUACCAUUGGAUGCACCCUCAAGACAUACCAGGAUGAUAUUCACUCUCUUUGCCUUCGACCACAAAGUGAAUACGUAGAUCAGGACAUAGACAUUUUCUCUUUUCUGGAUCGAUCAGGACGAGGUGAACAUAUAUCAGCUUGGGAACCUGUGGUGUUUGGUUUUCGAGCAAGGAUCAUGUCUUUUAAGCCUAGAAUCCUACAGACAUACAGGGCUUUGUUGAACCGCUGCUCAUCUCAGUCCAGAUGUUCUUGCUUGAGAGACGAGGAGCUUGUGGAAUUCAUAAAGUACCUUCGACAGGAUCUUGCGGGUCUUCGUCGUUCUUUAUUGUUCAACGCGAACCCUACCGAGCCCAAAUUCCGUUUGCAUGCACAAAUCGAGGCCCUCCAAGACGAGCUAAUAUUCUUGAAAAAUCUCAUUGGCUUUGCCAAAUUGGGAAGCGUUGAACUUGGUCUAUUGGAUGCUCUAUCGAAUCGCCUUGAAUAUGGGGCUCUCCAUGCAACAUUGAUCUCUUACGAGUGUUCAUUUUACAAUGAAGGUAAUGAGGGAAUACGAGUCACUGAUUGCUGCUCCAAAAUUGGUAGACUCCUCCGGGUCAUCAAACCUGUUAUAGUUAACUCUAGACUCCUUGAGAUGUAUAUCAAAGUCCUUAGUGCUUCAAGAACAUCAGCACGGUUACGUUCCAUGGAGAUGGGUAAGCAUACAAUGGGCGACUUCAAUGAUUCCCUCAUAAAUCGCCUCUGGGAGCCGCUGUGGAGCAGUACAAGCUUGAUGGGUCCUGUGAAACGUCAAAUGCAAAUACUGUACGAGGGACUCAGAUUCUUGAGAAGCAUUCUAAGGGAGCUGCCGGAGAAUGUCCUGGAUGAGCUCAAUCCAAACAUCGGAGAUGUGAUGAGUUGUGCAGGAAUUAUAAUCUGCGCCCUUUUUGCCAGCGAAGUGGAACAAAUUCCUUAUCCUCUUGAUGGCUACAUUAUGUUGGGUGAUACCAACAAAAAAAUCAAGCGUAUUAGGGACGAGACUGGCAGAUGGAGCAUGACAACGAGUCUUCCUUCUGAUAAUUGCUUGGCAGGGCAAGAAGUUUGCAACUCUUUCAGUAGUCCUAUGUCAUCAACAGGUAUGCGCCUGCUUCCUCCUAGUCCUAGGAUACCAGAAGUUCAUGAAGUUGUGAUUGGUUUUGAUGAUGAGGCACAAACAAUAAUUGGUCGACUUAUUACCAGUGAAUCAAGCCAGUUGGAAAUUGUUCCAAUUGUGGGAAUGCCUGGAUUGGGUAAGACGACUUUAGCCAAAAAAGUAUAUGGUGAUGCUGAAAUUGAGGGCCACUUUCACCUUCGUCUUUGGUGUACUGUUUCGCACGAAUACAACCAAAAAAGAUUGCUACUUGAGCUUUUGUGUUGUAACAGUGAAUACACUCAAGAACAGCUCCGAGAGAAGGAUGAGCAUGACUUGCUUACAAUGCUCUAUCAAAUGUUGAAGGGAAAAAAGUAUCUCCUUGUACUUGAUGAUGUUUGGGACAGCGGGCUAUGGAAUGACUUGAAUCUUGCCUUCCAGGAUGCUCCAAAGGGAAGUAAAAUUCUCAUCACAAGUCGAUUUUCUAACAUUACUGCACGUGUUAACCUGGGUGAACCUCACUAUCUUCGCUUGCUCACUGAGGAACAAAGUUGGCAGUUAUUGCAGAAGAAGGUGUUUGGAGAAGAAGAAUGUCCUCAAUCAGUACACGGAGCUGGUAUAGAAAUAGCAAGAUUCUGCGGGGGAUUACCUCUAACAGUUGUUAUCAUAGCUGGAUUUCUAGCAACUUUAGAACGUGACAGUUGGAUUUGGGAAGAAUUUGCAAGAAGAAUAACUUUGACCAUGGUGUGUGGCACAGACCCAUGCAAGGCGUCACUGGAGCUCAGUUAUGAAAAUUUGCCUCCUCGUUUGAAGGCUUGUUUUCUUUACUUUGCAGCAUUUCGAGAAGCAGAGAAAAUAGGCACUAAGAAUUUGGUGUGCCUAUGGAUUGCAGAAGGGCUUGUGGAAAGAAUCCAAGGCAGGAGAAUGGAGGACGUUGCAGGGGAGUACCUGAUGAGCCUUAUCGGCCGAAACUUAGUCACGGUAAGCGAAUGUAGAUCCAUUGGUGGAGUGAAAUCUUGUUGUCUUCAUGAUUUAUUACUUGAGUUUUGUAAGGCCAGAGCGAAAGAAGAGAAUUUUCUUCAUGCAUUUCGAGGAUACGGCGAGCUCUCAACUUUUAAUGAGCCUGCGGACAUAACUCGGGUGUCCAUUUGCACCACUGGCGAAGAUUUUUCAAAUUCCAGGCUGUUUUGUCCACGUUCAAGGAGUCUCCUAUUCUUUUAUCAGACUGCAGCAGAGGAUUUUCCAUUGGUUGAUAGCUCCUUCCUUUUUUGCAUUUAUAAACAUCUUAUAGUAUUGAAUUUGGAGCAUAUUGCCCUGAUGCAAAAGGAGUUUCCAAGUGGAGUUGAAUCACUUCUUGAAUUGAGGUACUUGGCCCUCAGAUCUAACAGCAUGGAGUUCAUUCCACAAUCUAUAGCCAACCUCUCAAAUUUGGAAACUUUUCGUCUCAAAUCUCAUGAAACCGUUUCAUUGCCAGAUACUAUCUGGAACAUGAAAAAGUUGAGGGUUCUUUGCGUAUGGAUUUGUGCUCGUCCCCUGCUGAAUGACGACGUCCUUAAAAGCUCCUCCACUUUACCUAAUUUAGACUUUCUUUCCACUCUGAUUCUUCCUUUAAGUCAAGCAGGAGAAAACAUUAUUAGGAAGAUUCCGCACGUCCGCCGACUGAAAAUUUUGGUCUCAGAUAAUGAAGGAGCAUGGGAAGCUACUGGCAGCUGCAACUUGAGUCAACUGGAAAGUCUAGAAUCACUCACAGUGAUGGGUGGUUUCAUGGUUCCAGGGGAUCAUAAUAUCGAGUAUUUUUUUCCCUCAGCUCUCAAAAAAUUGUCCCUUAGUGAAUUGGGACUGCCCUGGAGUAAAAUUUCAUUGAUUGAACAACUUCCCAAUCUUGAGGUCCUCAAACUACUCGUUUGUUCAUUCCGGGGAGAUACAUGGGAGCUGGCCGAAGGAGGAUUCCCAAAACUUAAGGUCUUAACAUUGUCCCAAGUAGACGUUGUGAUGUGGACAGAGGCAGACCCUGACAGUGAUGAUCAUUUUCCAUGUCUUGAGCGGUUAAACCUGGAAGGAAAUUUAAGAUUGGAAAAGGUCCCUUCUUGCUUAGGGAGUUUAUCCACCCUUAAAAUGGUCAAGGUGCGCUUUUGGGGGGAGGAGAGCAACUACGACAACGCUGUUGACAACUACUCAGUUGUCAAUUUAGUUCGGGGAAUUGAAAAAGAGCAGAUUAACAACGGAAUUGAGAAUCUGAAGAUCCUCAUCCGUUAUGUCCUGCCAAGAUAUUGAAGGUCAUCAGCUGGAGGGAUAUACAUGACUUAAGAGGGUUUUCUUGCGCGUAAAUGUGGCCUGCAUUUCUUUUGUUGCUUAGAGUGGAUGAUGGAGGUAAAAGCCGGAAGGGUGGUGACUCUUUCCUUUUCAAGAAGGUCGGAACAAUCAAGGGAGCUCUCUACUCAGUCCACCUUGGAGUCAAGUCACCCGUUCUGCCCUCUGCAAAAACAGCAUACAAAUGUUUAAAAAUGUUCCUAUGAGUAAAUAUUUUUGGCUGUUGGCAUGGAAGAAGUGUUAGUGUAUUGAAGAAGCAAAAUUUUCCAUCUGUAUUUUGUGUUGCUCAAUUUAGUGAUUGUUGUGUGCCUUUUCUUCUGUCAAUCUAUAGUCAAUUUGCCCUAUUGAUGUAUAUAUAGGGUAAAUCACCUUUGAUCUCCUGUGAUUUGAUACUAUAUCACACAUGAUUCCUGUAUGCUUUAAAAAUUUAUACACAACUCUCUCAUAAUUUGAAUUA